UGAAGCCUCGAACACACAUACACAAACUCCCACACACGGACUAAACUACGGCUGCUCGAGCCCCCCACAUCCCCCACCCUGUGACAUAAUGGCCCCCUUUAGGAGUGGAUUCAGUCUGGAGGAGGAGACGAACGCGCGAGGAGACAGGAAGACCCGUAAGCCACUGGUGGAGAAGAAGAGGAGGGCGAGAAUUAAUGAAAGCUUGCAGGAGCUACGCAACCUCAUCACAGAGACAGAGUUACAGGCAAAAAUGGAGAACGCAGAAGUGCUUGAGCUGACAGUGAAGCGGGUGGAGAACAUCCUGCAGCAUCAGUCUCAUGAAGCCAACACCGUGAGUCACGAGGCCAGUGAGCGAUUUGCUGCCGGCUACAUCCAGUGCAUGCAUGAGGUCCACACGUUUGUGUCCACCUGUCCUGGAAUCGACGCCACGGUUGCUGCAGAGCUGUUAAACCACCUGCUGGAGUGUAUGCCGUUACAUGAGGAGAGUCUUCCAGAGGCACUGCUGGACCUGAUGGCUGACCAAUCAAUGACCUCUGCCAUACUGAGCCCAGCCAGAGCAACAAAUGGGGCAUCUGCAGCUCUUUCCCCAAAUUCCUCCUCAUCGUCACCCUCCUCCAGUGAAGAUCUGUGCUCAGACUCUGAGGAAACUGAUGGAGAAUCAAGUCCAGUUCCAGCUGAAGAGGAACAGGCUACUAUUACCUACAACACAUCCAUGUGGAGGCCCUGGUAGGCCAAGAGGGGGCAGCAUGGAGUGAAAAACACAAAUCUCCUGAUUACUGCAGAAACACUGAAAUGGACACACUCCGUGGGAGUCAUUAGAAAACCUUGCAACCUUGUUUUUCAACGGAAAAAAAGCCGCUGCUGGACACAUUCAUGCUUUACGUGCCUCUCUCCUCUACACUCUGCCUUUUCAUACAUCAAAUUACUUUGGAUAAUAUCCAAAUUCAUGAAACAGCCACUUAGACAUACUAUACAUGCUAAUGUUUGUAGACACCCCUUCAAACUAUUAAAGCCAGGCUCUGUCAAAAACAAUGAAAGAAACACCUUUACAAUAAUGCUGAUUUCUGUUAGCGCUCCUAUGGAAUUCUUGUAGUAUUUUAGCACUAAGCUAACGGCAGUUCACAUGUAUGUGAUUAGUCUAGGCCAAAAAUGUUCAUGUGCAUCUUGUAAAACAUAUUUUAUGCUUAAUUUGAAGUGUAUAACAGACAUAUUAACAUAUUUGACCUCUUAGCAGUUUUACAGUGACUCUUUCAGAAAAGAGCCCUGUUUUCCAUUUCUAACAAGUGACAAACACAUUGGUCACUCUACCACCUGAAUUCAUUUUCAGUAAUGUAUUUAGAACUUUCAGAAAGCUCUAGAGGGGCAUUUUGUGCUUAUCACUGGUGUCAGAAGAAAACCUUGUAUCUCCAAAAUGGUAACUUUACAGGAGAAGGAAAAAACCUAAUUUACGUUUUAAUGUAAGUCAAUGGAACCAGACGUCUGCCUGAGUAAUUGCCCAUUUCCUUUCAUCCAUUCAUCAUGAAAUUUACACACAGUGUAAAGGACAACAGUUAUUAUCAAAUUAUGAUAAAACUGAAAAACAUGGACAGAAAUGGAGAUAUGAGUUUUGUUUUGACAGCAGUGUUAUGUAACUGGUGCAGAUCAUUGGUUGAUUUCACUGUCAGCGCUUAAUAGGAAAUCAUCCGAAUCAACAGAGAGCUAGCUUGGAUGGAUCCACCUACAUAAAAUGUGAGAAAAAAAAUUUGAUCGGACAAUUUUCUGUUGGGCGUUUCAAGAUUUUAAUCCUUUCAUUUUCAACAGAAUGUUAAAAAAUGAAACGAGUAUACAAUAAGAGUUUAAAUACACAUUAGAUGACUCUACUAAAUAAAAAAAACAUAAAAUAUUCAGACAUGAAAUGAAAGUUCCCCACAAGUAAUAAUUUAUUCAGCUACUUUAAGCUCGGGUUUCUCUUCAUUCACACACAAAUCUUUCACCUUUUACAAAAGAUUUCCGUGGAGGGGAACGUUGACGAGUUCUUCUUAUUUUUGAAGGCUCUGCCAGGGCAGAGCUAAAUUUGUGGGUGCAGUCGUGGGCUGGAGGUCAGGGAACUGGCCCUGGGACUGAAAGUUUGCCGGUUCGAUCCCCAGUGCCAACAAUCCAUGACUGAGGCGUCCUUGAGCAAGACAGCUAACCCCCAAUUGCU
This is a messenger RNA of Pygocentrus nattereri (red-bellied piranha), 2182 nucleotides long. RefSeq names its product transcription cofactor HES-6-like. The record is from RefSeq and is a predicted model, not a curated record. The transcript is spliced from 4 exons. Gene Ontology annotation, molecular function: DNA-binding transcription factor activity, RNA polymerase II-specific; protein dimerization activity; RNA polymerase II cis-regulatory region sequence-specific DNA binding. Bases 89 to 730 code for a protein of 213 amino acids. Lineage: Eukaryota; Metazoa; Chordata; Actinopteri; Characiformes; Serrasalmidae. Gene Ontology annotation, cellular component: nucleus. Gene Ontology annotation, biological process: regulation of transcription by RNA polymerase II; regulation of neurogenesis; anterior/posterior pattern specification.